Lecanosticta acicola is the source of this 2952-nucleotide messenger RNA. Lineage: Eukaryota; Fungi; Ascomycota; Dothideomycetes; Mycosphaerellales; Mycosphaerellaceae. The record is from the annotation of a GenBank genome assembly.
AUGGCCGGCGCCAAACGACGACGCGCGGAAGAGAGUACGGAUGCUGGCGCCGACAACGUACAUCCGUCUCGGAGGCGGCGGGUCGAGGCAGAUGAGGCCAAAGCAGAACUUGCUCCAAUCUUCAAUCAGCUACGAGAAGAAAUUCCGGCCCAGCGACUGGGAGCGCUGAAGAGGCUUCUUCAAAAUCUCAGCAACAAGUCGGGAGACCCGUCUGGCCGGCUGGACUACGCAGUCACAAGACUCGUCAAGGGCCUGUGCAGUGGCGCCAAGGCUGCAAGAGCUGGCUUUUCCAUUGCGUUGGCUGAGGCGCUGAGGCUCGGCUUCGCGUCGACAUUGACACUUCCUGGUUUCGUUCCUCAUGCAAUAUCCCUGACUACACCAGAAGGCAACGUGAGCGGAGAAGAACGGCGCAACUAUUUGCUCGGGAGGCGGCUUGCUUUCAGAGCUGUCUUGCAGUCCGAUAUUCUUGCCAAGACGUCGCAGUCGGAUGCCAGACACCUCUUCGACGCCAUUGCACAGCUUGCCACGGAAAAGGAUUGGCUUCGAGAAGAAUGUGGAGCGAUGCUUCACGAGUUCCUUUCCAGUCAACAGGCCACGCAGGUGCAGGACGAGGUGAUUCGCAGCCUGAUUGAUUCUUGGGGAUCCAAAGGUUUCUUGAAGUCGCCUGAGGGUGUCGCAUUAUGGUUGACCGUCAAGAACGCCUUUGCAGGAGUAAAGCUGCCGAAAGCGACGUGGCAUCAUAACAACCCUCUGUCAACCCAAGAGCGAGCAACAUUGACCAACAUCCUGCUGAAGAACGCCGUGGAGUCUGGGGACCGUUUCAAUGACGCAGCCAAGAAGAAAUCCGGUGCUCGGCAAAUCGUCCCAAGCUUUGCCUGGCAGGUGAUUCUGGCCUAUCUCUACAAAGAGGACACGGGCCGGCAGUUCCAUUCAUUCUGGGAAGACUGCGUGGCGAAGCCCAUGUUCUCCGUUUCUUCUUCGACCGAGAGAAGAAGUCUCGGACUGCAGGUGUUUGCCACGACGAUUGCAACUGCGCCAGUGUCCGUGCUCGGAGACGUCGUGCACAAGAGCAUCAUGCAGUGCAUUAUUGAUCAUCGAGCAAAGCCUGACCGUUAUCUUCACGAGGCUGCGAAACUCCCACUCAGCCAGAUGGCUACCCGGGCGAAGCACGAUCCAGCAGCUGCCUCCAUUAUGAUCUGCAAGCUAUUCACAAUCAUGCCUGGCAAUCUUGACAAGUUUACCAAAGCCACGAUUGAGAAUAUGCUGUCUGCGUCCGAUGUAGACGGCCUUGCUGAUAUCGUGGCAACAGCGAUUAGUCUGUGCCGGGUGCCUGGCAGCAAUGACCCUGGCGAAGCACACCAAAAACGGCAGAUGAUCGGAAACUUCAUGCUCGGAAUGGUUCGCAGUCGUCGAAGUGAGCCGAAUCAAUUCUUCGACGUAAACAAUAAAACCGUACUAGUGGACUGGCUACAAGCUUUGAUUCGAGGCUUCGCACACCUGGCUUACACGAUUACGAGUGAGAAGUACUCGCCGCCGUUGUCACAGAAAAGCCAAGAGGUUUUUCGCGAACGGCUGACUUCAACACUUGGCCACCUGGUCGAUCUAUCCUUGAAUCAGGCAAUUUUGGCUCCAACACUAGUUCUCGAAACACUUCACGAAUCGAAGAAGAUUCUCGCGAGUGUGCUAGAUGAAAAGCGGACUGCAGCUUUGAGAGAAGCCCGCAAAGCCUUGAAGGAGGCUGCCAAGAGAUCCCAGAUAGCGGGCAGUGGCGAUGCGACGGUCAAUACUGCUUUCCAACUUCUUCUCGCAUUGGGCAUGCUGCAAGUAUACAACGAGGAAGAAGACGAUGCAAUUGGCGUUCUUAAGGAUAUUGUAUCAUGUUAUGAGACGCCCGCUGGAAAUGAGGACGCUUCCACGAUGCUUGUUGAGCUUCUACUCAGCUUUGUUGCCAAAUCAUCAAAGCUAUUCCAAACGUUGGCUCGACAAGUCUUCACCGCAUUUGCAUCCGAAGUGACUCCAGAAGGCUUGCAGUCUAUGACAGAGAUUCUGUCGCAAAAGGAGAACUUGGCUGGCCAGCAGGAGCUCUUCUCGCAGAACGGAGACGAGAAUGCAGACGGCGACAGCGAAGAAGAGGAAGAGGAAGAGACAGAUGAUGAUGAGGAGGAUGCUGUCGACGUAGAAGACGAGUCUGAUAUUGAAAUAUUGAAUGGCAAUGUCGUCAAGAUUGGCAGUGAGGAAGAUGAAGAAGAACUUUCCAGCAGCGAAGAAGGCGAAGAGUCUUCCGAAGCCGACGAAGACGAGGAAGCGGCUUUUGAUCGCAAGCUAGCAGAUGCGCUUGGCACUACAGGCAUGGAUGAAGACGUCGACGAGGACGGAUCUGACAUGGACGACGAGCAGAUGAUGGCACUGGAAGGUCAUCUGACGAACAUAUUCAAGGAGCGAAAGAAGGACGCCAACAAGAAGCAGGACAACAAAGAUGCCAAAGACAAUAUCGUCAACUUCAAGAAUCGAGUGUUGGAUCUGUUGUUUGUUUACGUCAAAAUCCAGUACGCUAACCCGAUCGCCAUGGACCUCGUUCAUCCGCUCGCAACUCUGACCCGCACGACUACAAAUCCGCCAACAGCUAAGAAGGCAUUGGAAGUGCUUGAGCAAUACUUUGACACUUGCAAGAAACACAAGAGCCUUCCCCAGCUUGACAGUGAGAAGCCCUGCGCGGAGUUGCUCAACGCUAUCUUCAGCGAAAUGAAGCUUGGAGGAUCGAAAUUGCAUGCAGCUGCCUGCAGCCGAUCUGCACUCUUUCUCGCAAAGGUUUUGAUUGGAAAGACAGAAACUUAUCGGAGAGUCGUGGAUCUGAAAUACCUCGGCCUACGCGAUGAGUGGAGAAAAGAUCCGAAGUCGAAGAUCCAUGGAAGUCUAUUCAAUGACUGGCACAACUGGUCCAUGCAGAGGUAG